AUGCGGGAGGUGGUUGACCUCAUCUCCUCGGAUCCACCCCUUCCUGAGAGGCCUAGGCCGCAGAAUGUGCCGGCUAAGUCACGGCAGGCGGGGGUUGGCCGCACAGCCAACUCGAGGCUGAUUUCGUCCGACUCAAUCGAUAUCUCUGUCUUCAAUUCCGACGACUUCCUCGAUAAGCCAGCCAAGAAACGCCGAGUCAGCAACGAAAAGCGCUCUCCUCUCCGACAAAGCACGGUGCCGCAGGGGCCAUCACGGCCUCUUCCUUCCUUGUUCUCGUUUUCGGAUGAUGACUUCGCCCUUCCACCUUCAAACCCUAGAGCACAGAAGUACUGGGAGCGCGAUACCGAGGAAUCAGAUCCUAUUUUCACAUCAUCUGCGCCAGAGCCGUCCAAGAAGCAACGCUCUGCCUGGUCGCAUCCCAAUCAUAAACAAUCCGAGGUGAUCACGCUCGAAGAUGACGAUGACAAUACUUGGAAAUCCAUGGGGAACGUGAGCACAAGCCGUGGAAAGCAGGAUGAAAUACAGGAAUUCAGCGAUCCUUUUGGAUUUGCAGAGUUUGACGAUACCUUUGAGCUUUCUGAACCGGCUGUUUCCGCUUCCAAGUCUGCAUUCUCCAGCAAGACCGCUUCCUUGCUAUCUGGUCUCAAUACCGCACCCAAGGGAAAUGGCCCAAAAGCCAGCACCAAGUCUGGAUCUCGCUCUCAAAAGGCCAAGGGUGCCACAAUGGCUGCUGCAGCAUUCCGAGACUUCUCCGAUGAAGUCGAUGAGCCUGCCGGACUCAAUCGAACGGCGAAGAAACCGGGGAAGCUUACAACAGAAGAGAAGGAGGCCAGAGCACAGGCCCGCGUCAACGCCAAAGCGCAACGGGAUCUCGAACGGCAGCUUGAGAAGGAUCGGAAACAGAAAUUGAAGGAGGACAAGGCCAAAGAGAAACAGCUCGCUGCGGACAUUGCUGAGGCCAAUAAGCUCAAGGUGGCCAAGAAAGAUUCUACCGCCGAGAUGAUACUUGACAUUUCGUGUUCGUUGGAAGAAACUAGUGUUGGCAAUCAAGCUGUGGAGUUCAUGAAGCGGUUGAAGGUGGAGCAUCAUUUCUUUACCAGCCCGAUUCCAAACGUGGUCAAGUGGCGGCGAAAGAUGAAUGCCAUCUACAACGACGAAGCUGGUCAUUGGGAACCAGCUCCAUUUCAUAUCUUGGAUGAAAAGCAUAUCCUCUGCUUGGUGCCUGCGCAAGAUUUUGUUGACAUGGUCAUUGACCCUCCACCUGGCGAGGAUAGAGAGUCCUUGGAGAUGCACGUCCUGAAGAUGAAAAGCGCCUAUCCGGGCUACACAAUCAUAUACCUCAUUGAAGGGCUCACAUCCUGGAUGCGCAAAAACAGCAACACCCGCAACCGGGCCUACAGGGCCGAGGUACUCAGUCAAUACGAACCGGAACCAGCACCUACUUCGAGUCAGGCAUCCGCUGCACCCCGCCGAGGCAGGAAACCGAAGCGCAAACCAGAGACCACUCCACCAGUCAAUGAUGACACGGUUGAAGAUGCUCUGCUCGCGUUGCAAGUACAACAUUCAUGUUUUAUCCAUCACACUGCCGUGGCCCCCGAGUCCGCGGAAUGGAUCAAGAACUUCACAGAGCACAUCUCUACCAACUUAUAUCGGCGGGAGCGCAUGAAUGCCCACGAUGCGGCUUUCUGCAUGGAGAGUGGCCAGGUCAAGCCUGGCGAUGACAAGCUUGAUACUUUUGUGAAGAUGCUGCAAGAAGUGACUCGAGUCACUACUCCUAUGGCAUAUGGUAUCUCAUCACAAUACUCUUGUGUCACGGACUUGGUUCGGGGUAUGCAGAUGCAUGGACCUACAAUGCUGGAGAAUGUCAAGAAAUCUGUAAAUAAGAACGGCGCAUUGUCUGAUGCUCGCGUGGGACCCGCAGCUAGCAAGCGUUUGUACAAAGUCUUCACCGGGUUGGACCCAACUUCUACGGACGUCUAG
This is a messenger RNA of Penicillium daleae, 1980 nucleotides long. RefSeq lists its product as uncharacterized. Gene Ontology annotation, molecular function: nuclease activity; DNA binding. Gene Ontology annotation, cellular component: nucleus; Holliday junction resolvase complex. The record is from RefSeq and is a predicted model, not a curated record. NCBI's taxonomy places the organism in Eukaryota, Fungi, Ascomycota, Eurotiomycetes, Eurotiales, Aspergillaceae. Gene Ontology annotation, biological process: double-strand break repair; resolution of meiotic recombination intermediates; replication fork processing. The transcript is spliced from 2 exons. The coding region runs from base 1 to 1980 and encodes 659 amino acids.